AUGCCUAUCCCACAGGAGCCUGCAGGGGCCAUCACAGAGGUAGACCAUCCUCAUGGUUCCAAAAGUGCUAAUGCAAACAGAGGAAAAGCUGAAGAGGUAAUGGUUGGUGGCAAGGUUGCUUUUGGGGGGAUUUCAUCAAGUAAUGUAGCCACAUGUGGCCUUGGUGCUGUUCAGGUCAUAGCCACCGGGGUGACUACUUGGUUGGUGGACAAAGCAGGCCGUCGACUUCUGCUUAUUAUCUCUUCUGCUGGAAUGACAGUUAGCCUCCUAAUCGUUGCAGUAGCAUUCUUUCUAAAGGAUUUGGUAGCAACUGAUUCAAAUUUUUUUAGCAUAUUGGGCAUCAUAACAGUGGUUGGAGUUGUGGCCAUGGUACUUUUCUUCUCUCUGGGUGUAGGAGCUAUUCCAUGGAUUAUAAUGUCCGAGAUUCUUCCAGUUAAUAUUAAAGGCCUUGCCGGAAGCAUAGCAACACUUGCCAACUGGUUCAUAUCCUGGGUGGUCACGAUGACUGCAAACUUGCUGUUGGAAUGGAGCAGCGGAGGAACCUUCACCAUUUACAUGCUUGUGAGUGCUUUCACUGUCGUAUUUGUAACCAUUUGGGUUCCCGAGACGAAAGGGAGAACUCUGGAAGAGAUUCAGUUCUCCUUCAGAUGA
Molecule: messenger RNA, 651 nt
Organism: Prunus armeniaca (apricot)
Lineage: Eukaryota; Viridiplantae; Streptophyta; Magnoliopsida; Rosales; Rosaceae
Source: the annotation of a GenBank genome assembly